AUGGAUGACCAUAAUUCCAUGGCCAGGCGCCACGAUGAGCACCUCGACAGAAUGCCUCUGACAACGAUAUCGAUCCUUGCACCAUUCAGUGCUAUGAUAAUGAGCAUCGUGUUCGUGAUAUACUUCGCGAUUCGAUUCUACAUCCUCGAGGGAUUCUUGCUGAGGAGGGUAUACGGAACAACAUACACGACAAUGGAUGAGACGACACGAAGAGGAUUCGUAAACCAUCAUAUCGCCGGCGGAACCAAGAUCCUUAUACUGAUUGCGGCCGUGUACCCCUUCAUUUCUGUCGUUUUUGGAACAUCAACCUUUCAUACCCGCUUCUCCGGAACGGCAACGCCUGUCACGAUGGGCGACGUCUUGAUCGUCGUGUCGCAGAUGCUUAUUGCAAUGUACAUUUUCGAGCUAUUCUAUCGCCCCAAAAUUUCUCCAGUCAGUGUGGGACACCAUGUGGGAACGAUCAUGAUCGGGCAAGCCGCAAUUGCUAUCAGCCUGGAUCUCAUCAGAGAGCCGGAUGCCGACAUUGAGUUCUCUCUGUGUCUAGUGUGGGGGGCAUUUGACAUCAUCGCCGAGUUCCUGCCACAUGUCACCAUCAUACUAUAUAGAGUUUACCCUGACUCGCACGCCUUCCUCCGGAAGCUCUUCCUCGCAGCAAUGGCCACGACUUUGACCGGAACCAUCGUCGAGACGAUUGUGACUAUGUACAUGUUCGGCUCGUUAUGGAAUAGGUGGACACUGGCCUUCAAGAUCACGACGCCCAUGCUCCACAUCCUUUUUGCAGCGGCGCAGCUCUGGGGCUCCUACAACUUCUACUGCUUAUUUCGGAAGCAAAGCAGGCUCCUGGCUGGAAUCAAUCAUCCAGAUGUUCGGGAGGCGGAGGAAGGCAAGGACACGAUGGGUCAUCACGAUGAUCCAAGCAAGCUGUUGUCUGCACAGACACAGGAGACGGAUAAGGUGAACUAG
This is a messenger RNA of Diaporthe amygdali, 963 nucleotides long. RefSeq lists its product as uncharacterized. The transcript has 2 exons. The record is from RefSeq and is a predicted model, not a curated record. The coding region runs from base 1 to 963 and encodes 320 amino acids. Lineage: Eukaryota; Fungi; Ascomycota; Sordariomycetes; Diaporthales; Diaporthaceae.